Messenger RNA from Ectocarpus siliculosus, 333 nucleotides. Lineage: Eukaryota; Phaeophyceae; Ectocarpales; Ectocarpaceae. The record is from the annotation of a GenBank genome assembly.
AUGGCAUCCUCGGCACGCUCGGGGCGUAGCUGGGCAGAGGGGGUAGUAGAAGAGCCGCUUUCUCUCGAUAUCGACUUUCGACGGCGUCGGGAAGGAACGGCUCGGAGAAGGAGGAUGGUGUUGGACGACAACAACCCUGUAAACGACAUCGAAACCCUGGAGGACGACAAUCACAAACUUAAGGUCGCAUUGAGUAGAGCCACCGAAGAGAACAGGCGCUAUCGGGUCAACAAGGCGCGCUUGGAGGGGGAGCUCUUGCGAGCUGACGACAAGAUUGAGAUUCUCCUCUUCGAGCUUGAGCAGACGCCCGGAAAAAGGAAUGGUCGGCCGUGA